Messenger RNA from Cynoglossus semilaevis (tongue sole), 575 nucleotides. Its product is annotated as zinc metalloproteinase nas-14-like. The record is from RefSeq and is a predicted model, not a curated record. The coding region runs from base 51 to 521 and encodes 156 amino acids. Lineage: Eukaryota; Metazoa; Chordata; Actinopteri; Pleuronectiformes; Cynoglossidae. Gene Ontology annotation, biological process: proteolysis. Gene Ontology annotation, molecular function: metalloendopeptidase activity; zinc ion binding. The transcript is spliced from 6 exons.
UCGCAGAGGGACUGGCUCAUCGUAAGUCAGAGAUCCAGAGCGCCUUCGACAUGAUAUCUGGCGCCACCUGUAUACGCUUCAAGAAACACACCACAGAGAUGAACUACAUCAUGAUCAUGGCUGGGUUAGGUUGUGCGUCGUACAUAGGCUCUCAGGGAGGGCGCCAGCCGCUGUUCUUUGCACAGAAGUGCAGCGUGGGAAAUCUGUGCCAUGAGCUCAUCCACGCUCUGGGUCUACAUCACGAACACACCCGCAAGGACCGCAACGACUUCAUCGACAUACUGUGGCAGAACAUCGUACCAGGGAAAGAAAAAAACUUCAAGGUGAACGAAGGCGACACUCAGAAUCUGAUGUACGACAAAGACUCCAUCAUGCACUACGGCCAAUAUUACUUCAGUAAAAACGGCCUUCCCACACUGGAGUCAAAGAGCAGUGGAGGGAAGAUGGGUCAGAGGUCACACCUCAGCCAACUGGACCAGAUGAGACUGAACAAACUCUACAAAUGUGGUGAGAGGCAGUGAACGGGACUGAGGCGUCUCCUCUCUGUCUCCCCGUCCUCCCCCCUCUGUCUCCCC